AUGGCUCAGACGACACGCACUGCAGUAGAUUUGGCGCAAAAUGGCACGGCAUUGGCAAGUGGAACGGGACAGAAGACGGAUGUCCUUCAGACUGUCAACGUCGUGACGACUAUUCUGGUUAUUUCACUCCUUACGCCGUUGAUGCUCGCGAAGAUCUACAUCAAGAAAUUCGUUGUCGGUGGCUGUUGUAGAGAGGACGCCCUCUGCUUCCUCGCUUGGUUCAUGACAACAGGAUACUGUGUGACAGGGCUUCUGAUGGCUGGUCAUGGAGGAGGAAAUCACGAAUGGGAAGUCCCUCGGGAAGAAUUGAUACAGUUUCAGAAGAUUCUUUACGCCGACACCAUCCUCUACGGCCCAGCUGCCUUCCUCACCAAGACAACGCUCUUACUGAUCUUCACAAGAGUCUUCUCGCACUGUACCAGGACGGUAAAAUUCAUCUAUGCAUUCAUUGGAGUCAUGGCAUGCUACUACGUUCCCGUCUUAAUUCUAAAGAUCCGACUCUGUACGCCGAUUGAGGGUCUCUGGGAUCCGAGUGUUGAGUCGAUGUGUUUCAAUCAACAGAGUAUUUUCUUCACGGAUGCGAUGGUGAGUGUAGCAACGGACGCGACGGUUUUAAUUCUGCCGGGACCACUAGUCUUUACACUCAAUGUCGGCAUAUUCAAGAGGAUUCGGAUUGGGAUCUUGCUGGGAGUCGGUGGUCUCGCAACAAUUGCUAGCACGUGGAGGGCUGUACUUGUGUGGGCCCCUGACGCAUACGAAGAUAUCACGGUUACGUUUGUGAGGAUCAAUUUACUCGGAAUUGCAGAAGUCGGCAUAGGUAUUAUGUGUGCCUGCGUCCCGACCUUCAACAUCCUCUUCACGCGGUACACCAAAGAGCACUGGGGUCCUAAUGCCUACUACGCAGCGACGGGUGAGCGCAGCCCGGCGCUGAAAACCCCAAGAUUACGAAGGUUAACGGGAGACGGGAUGGGGGUUCACGUCUGGAGGAAGGGACAUAGGUAUAAGAAGAGUCUGGAGAGUGAAUCUGGAGAGGGGAUUGAGGAUGGGGAGGUUGUGGUGCUGGAGACUGUGGUGGCUUUGGAGGAGAGGAGUGGUGAGGGAAGUAAGAAUUGCAAGGUUGCUGCGUGGUGUAAGAAGCAGAAGAAGAGGAAGAUUAGAGAAAAUCAGAGGCGGGAAGGGGAAGAAGAGUGGAAGAAAUUGAAGUGGGGCGUGCAUGUGGAGAGGGAUGUUGAGAGUGAAGCUGGGAUUGUGGAUGUUUUGGAAACAGGGGUUGAUAUUGGAUAUCAGAACGGCAGUGUUACAGACAGAGACAGAAAUUUGAGCAGGAAUAGGGAAAGGGAAGAGGAUUCCGGAUGGCCGCUUUCGGGAGGUGGGAAUGUGUUCCCAGUUACCGAUGUUGAGAGAGCUAUCUGA
Cadophora gregata is the source of this 1413-nucleotide messenger RNA. RefSeq lists its product as uncharacterized. Lineage: Eukaryota; Fungi; Ascomycota; Leotiomycetes; Helotiales; Ploettnerulaceae. The transcript is spliced from 7 exons. The record is from RefSeq and is a predicted model, not a curated record. The coding region runs from base 1 to 1413 and encodes 470 amino acids.